Rhincodon typus (whale shark) is the source of this 1488-nucleotide messenger RNA. RefSeq names its product transmembrane protein 243, mitochondrial b (gene tmem243b). Lineage: Eukaryota; Metazoa; Chordata; Chondrichthyes; Orectolobiformes; Rhincodontidae. The record is from RefSeq and is a predicted model, not a curated record. Bases 510 to 866 code for a protein of 118 amino acids. The transcript is spliced from 5 exons.
AGCACCACAUCACAACGCAUUGCACUGUCUAGCACUAAUGAAAUAUUAGAUUUAAAAGUAGACAAUUGCCUGUGAUCAGGGUCAUAAAAGUUUUCAGUACAGUUGGUUCUGCUAUAAUUCAUGUUCUGGCAACACGAACUGGCUGUAACGCGAUUGAGGAAUAGGGGAAUGCUAUUUCUAAAACAUGAACUUGUGUUGGCUAUAGCGCGAUCCCAUCAGUGUGCGGAGGAGGACGUGUCGAUAUCACAUGAUCGUUUCACGGGCUUUGUCGUGAAGUGCUUUCUGUGAGACGUGCAGUACAACCUUCUCCCCCAUAAAGACAUCUUGACAAUUAUUCCCAAGAAUCAUUCACCAUGAAAAACAAGUGGAAGUAGACAGCAGCUGAAAUGCGAUCCAUUAGAUAUCUCCAUGCGUGAAUAUAUUUUCCACAAUGUACUCAGGAUAACCUCCUUAUAAGAGAGCACAAGCAAGAUUUUAGUCUGCAUGAAAGUGCACCAUAUAAAAUCGCAAUGGAUGAGUACACCACAAGAACUUAUGGGACUAGUGUGCAAGACAACAGGCCUUUGUUUGGAGAGACAUCAGCAAGGGAUCGAAUCAUCAACAUUGUUGUUGGUGUCCUCACAUCUUUACUAUUACUAGUAACGAUUAUUAGUGCUUUUGUUUUCCCACAAUUACCUCCAAAACCACUGAAUGUUUUCUUUGUUGUCUGCAUCUUGCUGACUUGCGCCUCCAUUGGUGUUCUUAUUUUCUGGUAUCGCCAAGGUGACUUGGAACCUAAAUUUCGGAAUCUAAUCUACUACAAUUUAUUUUCCAUCCUUUUGCUGUGCAUAUGUGCCAACUUAUACUUCCAUGAUGUUGGUAAAUGACUUUUCAGUAUCCGCUCCAAUUCACUUGCUGUCUAUCACGUGUUGAUAAAUGAAGAUGACAAAUGAAGUUCUCUACUGUAGAAAUGGAAUUUCUGGUUUGCACAGCAAGAAAAAAUGUUUUGUAAAUGUGAAGUGAAUUUCCUUACCAGCUUCGUAUUGUAAUACAGAACUUGAGGCGUACUGGAUGCAGACUCUUUCCUACAUGAGCUGGGAUUGAUGCCACAAACAUUAAUGCAAUUUGUUUUCCAAAAUACAUUUUAAGACUUGCACUAAAUGAACAUUCCAGACUUGCCAAGGUUUUGAGAUCACACACACUCUUUUUGUAAAGGAUGUUUUUCUCUCUCUCAUGCAAAUUGUUUUUUUAAUUAUAUAAAGCACUUGAAGGACAAAUGACAUGUUAAAGUACAACACAAAGUAGAAAUAAAGAUACUGCAGGACAAAUAUACUUUUAUUUUGUCUUAAGUAAUGAAAUAAUUGCACUAUGCAGCCACUUAACUACUGGAUUUUUACAAUAAAAUAGCCAAACCAAGCCUGUGAACCAAUACUAGACAAUACAACUGUAAGAAAGCAUUGACUUUGUUUUAAAGAAUAAAUAGUAAUAAAAUAAUUUAUAUACACUGAA